Carassius gibelio (silver crucian carp) is the source of this 3371-nucleotide messenger RNA. RefSeq names its product gastrula zinc finger protein XlCGF8.2DB. Gene Ontology annotation, biological process: regulation of transcription by RNA polymerase II. Gene Ontology annotation, molecular function: DNA-binding transcription factor activity, RNA polymerase II-specific; RNA polymerase II transcription regulatory region sequence-specific DNA binding. The record is from RefSeq and is a predicted model, not a curated record. The transcript is spliced from 2 exons. Lineage: Eukaryota; Metazoa; Chordata; Actinopteri; Cypriniformes; Cyprinidae. Bases 1649 to 2743 code for a protein of 364 amino acids. Gene Ontology annotation, cellular component: nucleus.
CAGACUUGGACUUGAACUUAUAGUGUAACCUACUCUCUCUCUCUCCUAUUCACUUUAUCCUCUAUGGUUUCAUUUAGUGUAUAUCAAUCACUUCUCUCCUUCUCCUCUGCAAGUGUCUCUACUACCACAACAAAACUUACAACUGUUCUGACUCUCACAUGCAUUUCAAAACCUUUUCUUCUCUUUUUUGGUCCUCCCAACCUCCUUCAUCAACUCAUACUGCUGAUGACUUUGCAAAAUACUUCAUAAAUAAAACAAGAAACAUCAGUGACCAAUUCUACAUACUACAAAAUGACAAACUUCAUAACCACAAACAUUCAUUCUCUCUCCUCCUCUCCACUCUCGGAGGCAGUCAUUUGUAAACGUCCUUUCCAAACAUCCUAUUACAGAGAACAUCCGUGGUCUAUAAAACGGUCUACAUAUCAGCAUGUGAUACUCUUGAUCCAGUUGAACAGUAGCUCUCGGCUGCAGUUUGGUUGGUGCACAAGUAUUUGUUGAUAUAAACACAAAUACCUCCUACUAUUCUCUUACUGGAGUCAUGUGUGAGGCAUCUCUGGGCAUUGGUAUAAACCAGUAGGUGCGCAGUCCAAUCUGUGUACGACACCAAAGUACCAUGAGCAGAUGCUCUGCAAGCUUUCAAAUCACUCUCGUGGUACAUUGAUGUCAAAUGGCGAUGAUCCUGCUUACCUCUGUGUCAUGCUGGGUACACAUCAAAAAAUAAUUGGGGGAUUUUGGGCCGAUUUCCCCCCUUCCGACAAGCCUAGCUAUCUCCCGAUUAUUUUGAUGGUUCUACAGAUUAUCUUAACAGAUUUUCCCUUGGUGUGAGGUGUGUUAAGAGUGUCCAAACCUGGAUCGGAAGAACGUCGGUGCCGCCCCGAUCGCGAAUUGUAAAUAUUCAACAUGCCCCUUGCUUCCUGAACACUACCUGACCUUCACAUAUCCUGCAGCACGACAAAAUAAACAGAUCCCCUGUUUAUUUUGGACAAUUUACCAUUCAGACACUUUUAUUUCCUGUUUUGGUUAUUUUGCUCUUAAUAAAAACCAUUUCGAGGCCUGAUGCCACCCACACUGUGUCUGUCGUUUGCUCCUCCUGCCACACUGGUGGAGAAUGCAGGCAAGGCGGAGCCUAGACAGCACAGUUGGGCAACACCUGGUGACAUUUAUUCCCUCUUGCUCGCAAAAGUUUGCGAAAACUUGGACUGGGACGGAGGGAUGAUGGAGACGGCCUCCCGGCCACAAAAGGGGAAAUUGACGUCUCUUCUAUUGUCAUUUAUGCUGUGGUUGGUAGAGGCUGUUGACUAACACCUGGUUUCUCUGUCCCUGUUCUGGCGAGGUGCGAGAAGGAGAAUGGCCAGGAGAGGAAUCCCUGCCCCGCCCACUCUGACCGUUUGGAGCCUGGUUGAGGAUGGCAGCACUCCCAUGCGGGCGGCUGACCGAUGACGGGGAUGUGGUUUGGUGGAGGGAUGUGACGAGUCAUUUGCCUCCCUUGUAAUUAUCAUCAUCACCCCUUUUCUGAAUCAAUGCCCUUCACCAGGCUCCAGACAAGAGUGGGUGUGUGAGAGAGGAGGGGUGCUGGAUGAGCCAGAGUUGGUGGCAUGUGAUGGAGCACACCUGAUACAAAUGGAGCCUCAUCACUGCCGCCAUUUGAAUGGCGAGCGCUCCUCUCCUCUCCUUUGGGAGACUUUUCCCCGUGAAUGCACGCUGGUGUACUCGUGGGUCCCAGAAGGAUCUGUUGUUGCUGAAAGAGGAGAAUCAAGAUGCGAAUGAAAUGGAACAGACAUAUCUGAAUGAGAAAAACCCUGAUUUCAUAACUGGUAAAGAAGCCACACAAACAGCAGCUAUACGUAAAAGAGCUCAGAAAACCAAAUCUACCAGCUCUUUCACCUGCCAUCAUUGUGGAAGGAGUUUCAAUGAAAAACGAAAACUUAAAACGCACAUUAGAUUUCACACUGGAGAGAGACCAUUCACCUGUCAACAGUGUGGAAAGAGCUUUGCUCACCAAGGGGCCCUUAAAAGGCACAUGAGAACUCACACAGGAGAAAAGCCUUACACUUGCCAACAGUGUGGAAACAGUUUCACUCAGAAAGGAUCUCUUAAUAAUCACAUGAGAAUUCACUCAGGAGAGAAGCCUUUCACCUGUCAACAGUGUGGAAAGAGUUUCACACAAAAAUCAUACAUUCAUAGACACAUGAGAUCUCACUCGGGAGAAAAGCCUUUCACCUGUCAGCAGUGUGGAAAGAGUUUUACACAGAAAAGCACCCUUCGUUCCCACAUGAGCAUUCACACUGGAGCAAAACCUUAUACAUGUGAACAGUGUGGAAAGAGUUUUUCUUCAAAACGAAACCUUAAAAUCCACAUGAGAAUUCACACUCAAGAGAAGCCUUACUCUUGCAAGUAUUGUGGGAAGAGUUUUACACAUUUGAGCAACCAUAAUUACCACAUGAGAGUUCACACUACACCUAAGUACACAUGUGAUUGUUGUGGAAAGACCCUCACAACAAAAUUUAGCCUUGAGUGUCACAAGAUUAAGCACUCUGGAAAGAAACCCUUCAAAUGUGAUCAGUGUGGAAGGAGUUACAUAUGUAAGGCAAGACUUAGUUACCACAUGAAGACUCAUUCGGCAGAGAAAUGCUGUAAAUGUGCUCAGUGUGGAAAGAGUUUCAGGAAUAAACGCAGCCUCAAUGCUCACGUUGAAAAACAACACGCACGAAAAAAGACAGUGGGAAGAGCUUCUCACAAAUAGAACAUUUUAAGAUUCACAUAUAGUAUGUGAGGAAUCGUGAACAAACUCGCAUGAGAUUUCAUUUUGGGGAGAACUAUUUUAAAUGCGAUCACUGUACGAAGUGUUUCUCAGUCAAAUUAAACAUGAAGACUCACUCUGGACAGAGACCUUUCACGUGUUUUCUGUGUGUUCCUGAAACAUUAAAGAAAAUCCUGGAAAUAAAGUGUGACUGUGACAAAAAGCACAUUUUAAAAAAGAAAUAAAGGAGCAAUUUUAAAAAUCAACAGCAUAUUCACUCUGGAGGAAGGCCUCAUGAACUGUGAUCAAUGUAAUGCAUUUCUUUUGACAUCAAACCCGAUAGACACACCUGAGAACUGGCUCUGUAAUGUAAGAUAGACUACGCUCACACCACAGCUUAUUAUGUACUGUAAUUGAUUAUGGCACCUUCAUAGCCAUGUCUUUUAUUUGUAUUUUUCACUUUUUUUUUUAUACUUGUCAUGAUCUCCUGUUUCCACACCUGUAGACUGUGUGGAGAUAUUGUGCCAUUCAGUUUACUGCUAACUUGGAAUCAAAACAUGACCUUUCUGUUUUAAUGCGAAAUGCCACAAUGUAACUAAAUGGUUUUAAAUAAAAUGGUGAAGUGCAUGAA